Molecule: messenger RNA, 615 nt
Organism: Phaedon cochleariae (mustard beetle)
Lineage: Eukaryota; Metazoa; Arthropoda; Insecta; Coleoptera; Chrysomelidae
Source: the annotation of a GenBank genome assembly
AUAUUGUGUGUAUUCGUGGAUCGUUUAUAAUCAAUUUGUCAACUCACAAAGGUGGUUCCAUCAACUAGCAACAUCUCUGAUGUUCAAGUCUGAGGCUGCCUCACUUGUUGGAAUUUGGAGGGUGGGCGAAGAUGGCGAAUGGGACGAGACAGACAUUCGCACACCAAAUAACGAGACGACAUAUCAGGUGGGGGCACUGCAGCCCUACACCGUCUACAGUUUUCGAGUGAUGGCCAUGAAUGCAAUGGGACUCAGUCAACCAAGUAAACCGUCCUAUUAUAUGGUCACUCUGCGUGAAGUACCAGCAGGACAUGUGACUAUCACAAACGCAAAAAACGAAUCCGCUAGCUCGGUGUACUUCAGCUGGUUGGCCCCUCCCCCAGACACGAUAUUCGGUGAAUUUCUCGGAUACCGAAUUUCUUACAAACCGAGGACCAGGCCGGAGGACAACAAAGAGAUCUAUCUCAGGGAUCCCACAGUAACGAAUCACCUGCUGACUCAAUUAGAACCGUGGACCCAGUACUACGUCACUGUUCAGGUAUUCAAUCCCGAAGGACUUGGGCCCAACACUACAGUGCUAAUCAUGACAGAUGAAGGCGGUGAGUAAAUUCAAUA